AUGGCUAAAAAAUCCAAACAACAACAAUUACAAGGAUAUCACGUUUUUAACGUGAACACUUAUAUCGGUUCGAAAAUCUCCCCAUCACCUCCAGAACCGAAUAGGCCUAUUCGCAUUGGUACAGAAGUUAUCAGCGAUGAAGAAUUGGUUCUCUCAUCAAAUUAUAAUUUCAACCUUGACAUCGACAUUCUUUUAUCAAAUUCUAUGACGACAAGGAAAGCCAUUUAUGAUAUGAAAAGAGGAAUUUUUAGACCUCCACGACCUCAAAAUGCCUUCAUGUUAUAUCGUAGAGAUAAGUCAUCUGGUCCCGAUUAUUUCGGAUUAAAAUCGUCCGAGACAUCAACGAUAAUUGGCAUUAUGUGGAAGGCCGAAUCGAAGGAGGUCAAAGGUCUAUUUGAAGCCUUGGCAAGGAUGGCUGAAAAAAGACAUUCCGAAAAACACGAAAAUUAUAGGUAUGAACCCAGAAAACCGUCUGGUUUACCUAAAUCAAAGAAAAAGAGAAUGGAAAGUAAUGAUAAGAAUUCGACUGAUGCGGUUACCAAUCCGUCACUACCACCCAUCGAAACAAACAACCAUAUUGACGGUUCUGUUGAGUUCAAUCAACAUCUUUACCUCCAAUGCCCACAACCCUCCUUAAAUCCAUGUUUUUAUGACUUCAUCCCCACCAACAUGUUCGAAAAUAAAAAUAUAAAUGACAUAACCAAAGAAGUUAACGUGACAGAAGUUGUAAGUAAUCCUUCUCAAACAUAUAACGAAUAUACCCUCGAUUAUUCAGAAUAUUUAAAUCUAGAUAUUUGA
Molecule: messenger RNA, 798 nt
Organism: Funneliformis geosporum
Lineage: Eukaryota; Fungi; Glomeromycota; Glomeromycetes; Glomerales; Glomeraceae
Source: the annotation of a GenBank genome assembly